Messenger RNA from Melopsittacus undulatus (budgerigar), 1576 nucleotides. Its product is annotated as gonadotropin-releasing hormone II receptor-like. Bases 1 to 1140 code for a protein of 379 amino acids. The record is from RefSeq and is a predicted model, not a curated record. Gene Ontology annotation, cellular component: plasma membrane. Gene Ontology annotation, molecular function: peptide binding; G protein-coupled receptor activity; protein-hormone receptor activity. Lineage: Eukaryota; Metazoa; Chordata; Aves; Psittaciformes; Psittaculidae. Gene Ontology annotation, biological process: G protein-coupled receptor signaling pathway; cellular response to hormone stimulus. The transcript has 4 exons.
AUGUGUAUGCCAGCAGGGGAUGAACGACGAGCGGCUUCCCCAUCUCCCCAUCCUCUCCCCAUCACAGGUGAGGAUGCCAAUGCCUCAUCCUCCCUCUGCCCCGAGCGCUGGGUCGAGCCUCGGUUCACACAAGCGGCAAGGGUGCGGGUGAUCAUCACGGUCAUCUUCUUCCUGCUGGCGGCCAGCAGCAAUGCAGCAGUGCUGGGCAGCCUGCUGAGGAAGAGGAGGAAAUCCCACGUGCGGCCGCUGCUCCUCAGCCUGGCUCUGGCUGACCUGCUGGUGACGGUGGCGGUGAUGCCCCUGGAUGCGGUGUGGAACGUGACGGUGCAGUGGUACGGAGGGGACCUCUCCUGCAAGCUCCUCAACUUCCUCAAGCUCUUUGCCAUGUACGCGGCCGCGCUGGUGCUGGUGGUCAUCAGCCUGGACCGGCACGCUGCCGUCCUGCAUCCCUUCUCCCGUGCUCGCCGCCGCAAUGGGCUGCUGCUCCGCGCUGCCUGGGCUGGCAGCGUGCUCCUGGCUUCACCCCAGCUUUUCCUCUUCCACCUGCAGACGGCUCCAGGAGGGAAUUUCACCCAGUGUGUCACCCACGGCAGCUUCCGAACGCACUGGGAGGAAACCGUGUACAACAUGUUCACCUUCACCACCCUCUACAUCACCCCCCUGAGCGUCAUGAUCGUUUGCUACACCCGGAUCAUCUGGGAGGUCAGCAAGCAGCUAAAGAUCAAUAAAGGUUUGAUAAGACAUCAAAGUGACCACAUCUCCAAGGCACGCAUGAAGACUCUCAAGAUGACCAUAGUGAUUGUGGCCACCUUCAUCAUCUGCUGGACCCCAUAUUACCUCCUGGGCUUGUGGUACUGGUUCCAGCCAGCCAUGAUCCAGAAGAUGCCGGAGUAUGUCAACCACAGCUUCUUCCUCUUUGGCUUGCUGCACACCUGCACCGACCCUGUCAUCUAUGGGCUGUACACCCCCUCCUUUCGGGAGGAUGUGCAGCUGUGUCUCAAGGGCAUUGAAACAGCCAUUACCAGGCACGAGAGACACAAACCUGCCUCCGUCUCAGAGAAGAACACCAAGGAUGGUGCAGUAAAUGGUGGGGUGGCAUCAGGAGGCUCCAAUGGGACAACCGUCAACACGGCCUGUUGAAGAGACAUACCCACAAGGAGAUGGGAUGCACAGCUCCGGGGGCUACUUUGUCCCAUAGGAUCAUUCUGGAGACUCAUAUGGCAAUUUGCCACCCAGGUUUGGUGGGUGAGGGCCUGUGGCCAGAAGAGGGGAAUGUGUCUCCUGCCUGUGCUCAGGGUGACAAACAUUAGGGGUAUUUAUGGGCAUUGUUCCAUACCCUGGCAGCCCUGUGACAACCAGAAAACCAUCUUUUAUUGCACCCUGGGCAUGCUCUGGCCCUGUUUGGGGGAUCAAGCAUCUGCUGCACCUCCAGCAUCAACCCGAGAGGAGGACAGCACUAAGAGCUGUCACCCUGAGGGGCUGCAGAGGUGAAACCUCAGGCUUUGACUCCAUUUUCUGCAUCCAUAGGAAAAGCUCUCUGGGAAGCCUGGAUCUCCUGGCUCAGAGCCUGCCUGGC